CAUUAUUAUUCGAUUUGAAGAACACGGCGACAUAGUUGCAAAUUCAACGAUCGCGGUCAGAGUCCACGUCGCGGUUCAACGCCAAAAUGGCUACAUCAUUAGAGGCGCUUCUUGGUAGAGAGAAAACAAGCAAUGUUUCUUUUGGUACAACACUAGACAGGCCGUUAUUUCCGGCUAAGGUUCCGCCAACCAGAGUGGGGGUAAUCCUGCAAGCCGAGUCAUCACCGAACAGGGCACCUGGUACAUAUGACAAUCAUGAGGUCAGUGGGUUUGUCUACCAUAUUAAUAACCAAGUAACAAGCAAAAGAGGAUACUCACUCGGAGCCAGGACAGGACCGAGAUUUAGAAAAGAAUUUAUGGAAAAAACUCCUUGCCCUUCAGCAUACCAAACAGACGUGACUCAACCUAUGACCAGUACGACAGCCUAUAAGCCUUUUGAAGCAGGUGCAUUAAGAUUUCCAAAAAUACAAAAAGAUCCAGAUCUCACACCUGGGCCAGGAACGUAUGAACACAAUGUGAAAAGAAACCGAAAAGUUGGUUUUCAUGGCACAUUUGGUGGACCACAGCUUUUGAAAAUACCACCAGAUGGCGGGUAUCUCUUACCCGAGGAUUGCAAGGGAACUACAUACAAAAGCAGAAUGAUGUCGUAUAAAGACCUCAGAAAAUUUAAAAUACGAGAAUCUUACCUCAGUCUAUAUUGGGAUUAAAGAGACCAGGAGUUUUUGUGGAACAAUAAAUACUUUCUUUUUUAUUUACAAAAUUCUAGAAAAAAAUCAUGUGUGUAUCUUUUAAUCAAGCUGCCUUCCAGUUUUCCUUUUUGCUGGAGAAAAGUGCCAGAUUAAAUAUGCAAAUUACUUGAAUUAUAUUUUUUUUUUUUUCUCAGUUGCCUUGCUAUGUAUGUUAUGGCAGUGUUGUACUUAUAAAGUAAGAUAUCAAGUUUGUAAAAUAUUCACAAACUUAUCUUUUUUCAGUUUGAUAUUUGGAAUAACCUACUUCACUUCAAGAGUAAAUUUAGAUGUCCUUGUAAUUCAGGUUUACUGUCAAAUGAUCUCACAAAAUCAAAUAAAAAACAUCGAAAUUUUAUGCACAUACUUUGAUAUUUCUUCCGUCCAGUGUUUUAUAAUUUUUUUUUUUUUAACUGCCAAAAGAAAAUCUUUUGUUGUUUUUAACUUAACCAAGCUGAAAAGAUUCAGUGGUAGAGGAUUGUAGGACAAUUUACGCCAAAAUUAGGCCAUGUAAAAUAGUUUAUUGAUAAAUAUAUACAUUCAUAUAUUAAUUUUGAAUUAUCAGUGAAACGAGACAUGUGACUCCAGUGAACCAAUUAAAUGUCACAUUACAUUGCGUUUAUUAUUAGGAACAGCUGGCCACUAUAUGGUCAUUUAGGUAGCAUAUGUCACAGACACACAGUAUAUGUGUCUAUAGAAGUUUGAACCAUGGCAAUAUUGUGUUGUGAGACAUCAGCCAAUAACUGUAUAAUAGAGCUUCCAUUCUGUUUUAGUCUAGUAAACUUGUGACAUUACAUCUACAGUUUGGCUGUCAAUUUUAAUGUAUGUGUUUUAAGAAAAAUAAUCAAACUGAGAUAAAAUAAAUUCAGAAUAAUUGAAUAACCCAA
This is a messenger RNA of Saccoglossus kowalevskii, 1612 nucleotides long. RefSeq names its product ciliary microtubule-associated protein 3-like. Gene Ontology annotation, molecular function: cytoskeletal protein binding. Gene Ontology annotation, biological process: regulation of cell projection organization. NCBI's taxonomy places the organism in Eukaryota, Metazoa, Hemichordata, Enteropneusta, Harrimaniidae. The record is from RefSeq and is a predicted model, not a curated record.